AUGUCGGCACAGAAUCCAUUUCCUCCUGAUGGGGACGUUCUCAUCAUGUCACCCACAGGAAAAAACUGGAAACUUCAUUCGUGGCAACUGGUCAACUACGCGCCAAAAAUCGGCGCCCUUCUCAAAAACGUUGCAGCGAGAACCAUCACCAAGGGUAUGCGCGCUGAAGCACACACUAUUAGAUGGUGGAUUGAGAUGAUACCAUUUGGCGCCUUUGAUGACCAACGAUUCAGAGAUUUUGUUUGCGUUCCAGAAAAGAAGAAAGGAAAGCUUACUUUGCACAGCGCCGGUGCUUUUAAUGGCAUUGGCGAGGUGUCUUUCGAAAGAACCUAUGACAACCUUUUCAGAAUGUUGUACAGCAUGCCUCCCAAUCUAACAGACGAUAUUGAUGACGGCGGUGCAAAUUUGUACAUAACCGAUUGCGUUUCGAUCUUACAAGCCGCCGCCUUCAUCGGCAGCUUGCCCAGUGUUCGCACGUACAUUGAGAGCUAUCUUCUGCGGAUCAACCAGAAGCUCUGGGUCCACGUCGCAAAGGCCCCCGAGGCAUGGUCUGAUGUUGCUGUUCGUCUACAGUCGGCGAUUAUCUUUCGUGAAUCCAUCAUUCACAUCGCGGGUGGUCUCGAGCUUCCGGGUCUCAUCAACAGAAGCAGUUUUGACAACAUUGAGUACGGAAAAAUAUGCCUUCAAGUUGCGGAACGCAAGUGUCGCGAGCUUAGAGAUAAGAAGAUCGAUGUAGAGAGGAGGCUCUUGCAAUACUACCCGCAACGUCUAAUUCGAAGAGAGACUCCCGAAAAGAUCCCAGGUCGCGCCGAUUAUGGUUCCGACAUCUACUACUGGCAGGCUCUAACUAUGUGUCGUCAAUUCUUUCAGUCUUCUAUCAUGGCGAACAGACAUCAUCGUCACGAAGAUGGUGGCGUGGAGUUUUAUCGUACCGUCUUUCGCUGCGAUUAUAUCGACAAACACGCCGCAGAUGAGUUCCAUCAACUUUUUGCCAUGUCGACCAAAGGAAAGCAGUGUCUCGCGGAUGCUGUUGAAGUUAUCAAGGAUGACCAUCGUGUUGUCAUCGCCGAUCUUUUGGAAGAUCACCUUCAGCUUCGUACGACUGUGAGAAGCAAGCCGUUGAGGUACUUGACUUGCACCAGUGUCUUAGAGGAAGAGUUGCCUUGGAUUGCAAACCCCGGCUUGGGUGCAGGUUCUAUCCCAGGACAAAUCGAAGAUGGUGUUGCUAGUGACGGCUCUGCUAGCCCAGAUCGAGCUGGAAGGGAAAUCAUGAACCGGGGUGGUGGUCCUAGUGCAGGGAAAGUUCCAGGAAAGAAGACUAGAACUGGCAAAGCUGCUAUGGCUAGAGACGAAGGAGAAGAUAGCGAAGAGGAAGGCGAGCAACAACACAACGAUGAUGAUAGUUCAAGAGAAGAAGACGACGUUGACGAGGGCGAGUAUAUGGGCGGGGCAUGA
Molecule: messenger RNA, 1455 nt
Organism: Botrytis deweyae
Lineage: Eukaryota; Fungi; Ascomycota; Leotiomycetes; Helotiales; Sclerotiniaceae
Exons: 2
Coding region: 1-1455 (484 amino acids)
Source: RefSeq, a predicted model, not a curated record